AAUAGCAGCGUUCGUACACAUUUCCAAUGGAUUAGCCAUUAAUUACUCUCAUCAUCGUCAUCUUCAUCUUCGUGUAGGAAGAGGGAGAGGAUUAACUCGAAAGACGGCGAUGGCGACGACUACACAAACUAUUAGUAGUUUCCAUUUCCUUAAAAACCCAUGGACACCAACAACAACACAAACAAUUCUUCGUCCAAUGAAUAGGACAAUAAGAGCUGCUGCUAGUGUUAGAAGCCUAAAUCGAAAGCCGCUCCAGAAAGGUAGAAACCUCAGCAUCGAAGCCAUCCAAACAAUACAAGCCUUAAAACUAGCUUACAACAACGACAAGUCGCUGCUUGACCAAGUCUUCCGUUCUAAAUUCAGCCGAUUGUUGAAGUUCGACAUGACUGCAGUUCUUCGCGAACUCCUCCGCCAGAGCCACUGCCUCUUGGCUCUCAAGGUUUUUGAGGAUAUUCGAGUGGAGCACUGGUACAAGCCAAAGGUGUUGUUGUAUAAUGAGAUGAUUCAAGUAAUGGCUAGCAAUGGAUUCAUUGAAGAGGUUCAACUUCUUUUUAGGUACCUGGAGAGUGAAAUUGCAGGUGAUUUACAGUUUAAAACAGAUGAAUUUAAUCAACUGUUGGCAACUCUGAUCAGUUUUAAGCUGGGUGGUCUUGUUAUGGAGUGCUAUGAAUGGAUGAAGUCUGUUGUAGUAGGGUGUGAACCUGAUAGGUCCACGUUUAAAUUACUUGUGAAUGGUUUAGAGUCGAUUGGCGAAUUCGAGCUUUCGGUUGUUGUAAGGCAGGAUGCUUACAAGUUUUACGGUGAAUCCCUCGAUUUUGAGGCGGAGGAGCAAGGGAUGGCAAGUUGAGAUAGAUCAAACAUUCAGGUUUUGAACUGGCUGAUUCAUCAGCAGUACAGUACCCUAGAAUGGAAUGCGUGUUCAACUUCAUUUUGCUAACACCAGUUUUGCCAUGCCAACUGCCAAGAUGGUAUAUUGUUUCUUCAUUCAAUACAUCUUAAUGAUCCAUCCCUUCUCUCAUCACCAAUAGCUCGUGUUUUUCUUUUGCUGCUUUGUUUAAUUUUGUCGGUCCUGUUGUAGUUGUAUUAUAUAUGCAGUUGAAAGUUAGAAACUAGAACAAGCCAUCUCCUUUACUCUCCUUUUACUUUAGUAUGAAAGUUGAUGCGGUUGAUUUU
Populus euphratica (Euphrates poplar) is the source of this 1173-nucleotide messenger RNA. RefSeq names its product pentatricopeptide repeat-containing protein At3g46870-like. Gene Ontology annotation, molecular function: RNA binding; protein binding. NCBI's taxonomy places the organism in Eukaryota, Viridiplantae, Streptophyta, Magnoliopsida, Malpighiales, Salicaceae. The transcript is spliced from 2 exons. Gene Ontology annotation, biological process: chloroplast organization; Group II intron splicing. The record is from RefSeq and is a predicted model, not a curated record. The coding region runs from base 110 to 847 and encodes 245 amino acids.